AUGGCUCACGGAGGCACUCGUCCCCUUUGGGGUGGGCACCGUAUCGCUCCCGGAGGUGCUGCUGUUGUGGAGGGCAGCUCGCUGCCCUACAGGCGCGACAGAGCGGAUUGUGAAGAGGAUGGCGCCUGUUUCUACCUAAUGUCCUCGUCAUCUAGGCUGUCUACUGCAGCAGCUGCUGCUCCGCAAAGCACCGCCAGAGGAAGCAACUGGCGCCGUCGGAUGUGCAUGCACUGGUGGAGGAGAUGCUCGCAAGUGUGGCUGUCGAUGGGCCGAUACCGAAGGGGGACGGCCCGGGGUGCAGAGCCAGAGAAAGGGCCCAGUCGAGGGCGGAAGUGGCUACUCGGGCUGCGAGCCUUCCUCCUGCUUAGCCUUGUCUGCAGCGCACUUCUGUUCGUUUGCUUACGCAGUUAUGUCGCGCACCUGCUGCGUCGGCCGCGUGUACCGGGGUGGAAUGCCACCCUGUCUAUCCUGGUUCAGCACGAGGACGCGCCACAGCGCAUGCGCCUGACGUACUCCCAAAAGGUAAAGUGGAUCCACCUUCCAUCAUGGACGCUGAGGGUAGUGCCGGCAAACUGUGAGGAUUGCCUGGACAGCGACACGUACGCGCCCGCUGUGCAGCGAGCUGCUGAGGGGCUCGUACGAAUGCAGAGUGAAGACAACGCGAGGCAACUCGCCGGGUUGCGGGCGUUACAGCACCCGGGGUGCCACUUCGAGGACUAUCGGGGUGGUCGGGGCCCUCACCUUCAUGGCGGCCUACCCAGUCUGGCAAAGGCGCCGCUCACGACGGUCAUUUCGGAGGAGUUCCUCAUGAUGAAGGGCGGCCCAUACGCGGUGUUUGCCAACGUUGGGGCACCGCUGGGCCGGAUCGGCCCGAUGCUCUAUGCGAUGCGCAGCGUGACUGACGGUAUCGAUGUGGCAGCUGAGCUACCUCACUGGCGUUGGCUGCAGCACACCAGCAUCUCCUCCCCAGCCGGCGCUGUGAGGCCGCCACCCUACAUUGCCGUCAUGGGCAUCCCCUCUGCUGAUACCACCUCCCAUGCUCAGUUGCGAGACGCGCAGCGCAGUACGUGGUUCCACUACACGGCCGUUGCACGCCGCGAGAACCACUUUCAAGGGCGCCUUCUGCCCCUGUACAUCUUCGCCGCGCCGGAGCGCAAGGCGGCACCGGACCCAACAUGGAUAGGCCAGGAUGAAGACACCGGACCUGCUGCUGCGGCGGAGUUUUUUCGGCCAACAGCUCAGGAGUUCUCCGACGCAACCAACUUCUACUACGCACUUUCCGCGCCGCUCUCCAGAGGAGGCACGGUGCCUGGCGACUUCUCGUAUCGCCAGCGCCGCAUGUCUCUCCGACCCCAGUGGCGCACAUCGGAUCUCACGAGCUCGCCCUGUGGUCACGCCACUUCAUCAACGGUGCGCAGCGGACCCGGCAACCCGCGUCCACCGCUGGCGGUGCUGGCUGAUUACCUUCGGCUCCCUGUCAUUCCAGCCUUCACCGCGGCGACGCGCUUCUUGUGUGAGGCUUCGAGCGGUCUUUGGCUAGAGGCCCUUCAACACGGCAACGCGCUGUGGAUUGACAUGUUGACCGACCGCAUACCGACAGCAGAGAAGGGAGGGGCCGGCAGCAGUCGCUGGGAGAUGGCGACGGCUGUGGGGAUGACCCAGAAGACAGUGCUAUGGCUGGAGUACGCUUACCACGCCUUCCCUGGCGUCCCGUUCAUCGCCAAGAGCUACGAUGACACCUACAUAAAGGUGCCGCAGAUGGUGAGCGAUUUUGCCUACGUGGUGAGUGGUCGGCGGCACCGCCAACUCGAUGCAAGCUCGAUGGAUGACACCAGCAGAGCACCGGCUACCGCGGGGGUUGUCAGCGGUGAGUCAUCCUCCGCUGCAUCUCGGGUGCGGCUGACACAGUCAUCAGAGAGCGAAUGCGUGUACUGGGGCCAGCUGGGGAGGCAGCCCAAAGGUGUUCCCUAUUUUGUGGGAGUGCACUACUCGAUGACUCGAAAGGUGGCGCGCGUCGUGUUGGAGAAACCACGUGAGACCUACGGCGUCAACGGACUACAGGACGUGGUGCGGCUCUCCAUGCUCGACUUUAACCCCAUUUUCGCUGACAUCUACACCAGAACCGCGAUGACCGAAGAGGAUCGCUUUAUUGGAAAGGUCCUCCACGAUGGACGCGCGCGUGCUGCGCAGCUCUGUCCGAAGGAGCGUAUCACCUACAUCGAGGAAGGUCCGCCGCGCUUUCACGGGCUGCAGCGCGAGGUGCGCGGCACUGUGACGUGGGCGUCCGUAGUAGUUCACUACUGCACCCCGGCGGAGAUGUUUUACUUACACGAGUACUAUUUCGUAGAAGAGCACCGGGUGCGUGGCGGUGCCACGCCAGCCGAGGUGGAAGCGGCUGAGAAAGCGGCGCAGGAGCGUGGGGCGCAGUGGAUACUCGCGAACAUGAAUGCCUCGCUGGACCCAGGCUGGGUCGACUUGCAGCCAAUGCUUUGGGUGUCGCACGGCGCACGCCCUGAGAAUGCAAAGGCGCGAAUACUGUUCAUACAAGACGGUGUCGCCGUGUACAACAUCACCCUCACAGCGUGGAACCAUGACGCGCUGAGGCCGGGCGGGCUCAUGACGGUGCCGCAUGUGAAGGUGAAGCGUGAUGGGGACACGUAUCCGGUUGUCGAGUGA
Messenger RNA from Leishmania braziliensis MHOM/BR/75/M2904, 2676 nucleotides. RefSeq names its product phosphoglycan beta 1,3 galactosyltransferase. Gene Ontology annotation, cellular component: membrane. Bases 1 to 2676 code for a protein of 891 amino acids. The record is from RefSeq and is a predicted model, not a curated record. NCBI's taxonomy places the organism in Eukaryota, Euglenozoa, Kinetoplastea, Trypanosomatida, Trypanosomatidae. The transcript has a single exon. Gene Ontology annotation, molecular function: hexosyltransferase activity.